GAAGAUGAUGAUAUACUUUUGAAUAAUUUAAUAAAUGAUAAUAUACUUGUAGAAAAUUCAGAAGAUAAAGUUAAGACUUCUUUAACUGGUGUUGCUAGUAUUUACAAUGUCUCUAGUUGGAAAUCUGAAAAGGCUAAAAAAGUAUUUGGUCUAUCUAAUAUUCAGUAUGCUUAUGGAGAUCCUAGAAAUAUUCGAUCAACUCAAAUAUGUCCAUUUUUGGGAGUACCUUUUCAAAAAACUUAUUGCUCAUAUCAUAGUGUUAAAAUAUGUAAGUUUAGUUCAGCAACUCUUAAUAUAGAACAUUCUUCAGUUAAUUUUGAAGAUCAGCUAUAUAAAAAAAUCUUCAAUGCAAAUGAAUUUUCUGUUAUUACCUUUACUCUUAAUAUAUAUGCUCAAGCUUAUAAUACACCAUGUUCUUAUAUUGAUCUAAUUACUAAUAUUCACUCACAUCUUCAUAAAACUAAUACUCAAGUAAUAAAAGGAAAGCUUAUUAAUAAAGGACAAUGUCCUGUAAAAUUUUAUCAUAUAUUACUAAAUAAUUUAAAUGAAUGUCCAUUUAUUGUAAUAAUUUCUAUUAGCAAUCAUAAUCAUCCACUACCACCACCAACUAAAACUCCAUAUAAUAUAGUUGAAAAUUUACAAAAAAUUAUUGAAAAUAAAUAUGAUUUAGAUCUUAUUGCAUGA
Messenger RNA from Scutellospora calospora, 684 nucleotides. The record is from the annotation of a GenBank genome assembly. Lineage: Eukaryota; Fungi; Glomeromycota; Glomeromycetes; Diversisporales; Gigasporaceae.